CCUGUCUGUGUUUGUGCGUUUCGCUGUCUGUGCUCCUCUAUGUCUGUGUCUGCACCUGGCUGUCUCUGAUUUGACGCUUAAGUAAAGAGGACUUGGCGAGUAUGUUCAAGGCGUCUCGGGCAGACAUAAGCAUAUUCCUCCUGGAUGGAAGUGUGAUCAUUUCUGUUUAUGGUGAGCAUGUCGAUGCUUGGCUCCACCCCCAGCGGCACGGAGGCGUGCCUCAGCAUCAUCCACAGUCUGAUGGUUCACCGGCAGGGAGGGGAGAACGAGGGCUUCGCCAAACGAGCCAUCGAGAGCUUAGUGAAGAAGCUGAAGGAGAAGAAAGAGGAGCUGGACUCCCUCAUCACCGCCGUCACCUCCAACGGCCUCCAGCCCAGCAAGUGUGUCACCAUCCAGAGGACGCUGGACGGCCGGCUGCAGGUAGCAGGCAGGAAGGGCUUCCCUCACGUCAUCUACGCCCGGCUGUGGCGUUGGCCCGACCUCCACAAGAACGAACUGAAGCAUGCCACGUUCUGUCAGUUCGCCUUCGACCUCAAAUACGACAGCGUGUGUGUCAAUCCGUACCACUACGAGAGGGUGACGCCCCCUGCUGGCAGCACAGGUCCUCACUUGAUGAUUAAAGACGAGUUGCUGCAGGACUGCCAGCAUGUUGACCCGCCUGCCCACUCUGACCCCUGCAGUCAGCCCCGCCUCCUCACCAUGUACAGCAACAUGCCUCUGUCUCCUGGAGCCAGUAGCUCCAUGGCUGUCGGCGGAGUGGGCGGAGCUUCAGAGGGAUUCCACCACAACCACAACCACAGGGCCCGAGCCUCACCCCCUUACCCCACCACGCCCACCUCCCCUCAUCAGCACAGUUCCGAGUACCUUGGAAGCCCCAAACCAGUCACCUGGACAGGUAACAGCCCCGCCCCCUACAGCUCUGCAGGACCUCAGCAUCAUGGGCGGAGUCACCAGCAGCCACCAGGUCAACAUCAUCACCACCACGACCCAAAUACUCACUUCUGGUCGCAGCAUCACAGCGUGGCCCCGUACCCACAACCGGUGUCCAACCACCCAGGCCCAGAGUUCUGGUGCUCCAUUUCAUACUUUGAGCUGGACGUUCAGGUCGGCGAGAUGUUUAAAGUGCAGUCCAGCUGUCCCGUGGUGACGGUGGACGGGUACGUGGACCCUUCUGGAGGAGACCGUUUCUGUCUGGGACAGCUGAGUAAUGUCCAUCGCACGGCCCCCAGCCAUCGUGCCAGGCUUCACAUCGGUCGAGGGGUCCAGCUGGAGUGCCGGGGGGACGGUGACGUUUGGAUGCGUUGCCUUAGCGAUCACGCAGUAUUUGUCCAGAGUUUAUACCUGGACCGGGAGGCGGGCCGAGCACCCGGGGAUGGAGUUCACAAGAUUUACCCUGGAGCGUGCAUCAAGGUGUUUGACCUGCGGCAGUGUCACAGACAGAUGCAGCAGCAGGCAGCUGCGGUCGUCGGUUUGAUUCCAGGUUCCCACAGUGCGGGUGCGGCCACCCCUGCUGACAGCGCGUGCGCGGCCAGUCUGAGCGUGGACGACCUGCGCCGGCUGUGCAUAGUGCGGCUCAGCUUCGUCAAAGGCUGGGGCUGCGAUUACCCCAGACAGAGCAUCAAGGACACCCCCUGCUGGCUGGAGGUGCACCUGCACCGUGCACUGCAGCUGCUGGACCAGGUGCUGCACACACUGCCUCCAAGGGAACACACACACUGACACUGAGGGAACACACACACUCAGACUAUCACACACAUGGGCCAUCGUUAUCAAGCUUUAGACAAUCAACCAAUCACAGCAGUUCUUGUCAUUUGCGGUUUCCAUGGAUACUCGCAUGAAGUUGCUGAAGAGUCAGUUAUUUCAAACAAUGUUUACGCGUUUUGCUUUUUUUUUUUUAAAGGUAUUUACCAAAGAGUCGUUUUUAUUCUAUAACAUCACAGCUUGUCAUAUUUAUUUAUCUUUUUUGUAUUUUUUUAAACACAAUUUUCAUGAAGUCUGUGUUCUGAAAUGAUCAAUAAAAUGUAAGAUUUCCAAAGAAAAUGAACAUUUAUGAGGAAAUGAAGUUAUGAAAAUAAGAAUCCUGGUGUAUAAGAUUUUUGUUGGCUGCAGCACACUUUCAUCUCUGGUCCUAAAGAGAACAUUGAAAUAUUCACUCACAGUUUUCUGUUUGUGGUUUUUCUUUGAUUUGUUGAAAAUUUUGACAGGUAGUCCAUGCAAUUGAAUCUUUGGUUUUUAAAUUGUUCCAGUUAACAGUGAAGCAGUGACUCGUUGAAAAAAGUAUCAACCAUUUUUAAAUUCUUUAUCAACAGUUUUUACAAUGUUUCAUCAACUUCAAUCAUUCCUGUGAUGUAAAUGAUGUUUUACGGGUUUUAAAUAAAGACUUUUAGCUCCCUUAAAGCUGUUUUUAUUUCAUCCAAUACCAGUAAAAUGAUGAAUUUUUCCAAGUAUUUGGAGAGGAUUGUGUUUUAACAUGCUCUCCAGCUGUUGAUAGUCUGUGUUUGGUUUGAAAUGUACCAGUGUAGAUGAAUUGGUC
Molecule: messenger RNA, 2533 nt
Organism: Salarias fasciatus (jewelled blenny)
Lineage: Eukaryota; Metazoa; Chordata; Actinopteri; Blenniiformes; Blenniidae
Product: mothers against decapentaplegic homolog 4-like
Exons: 10
Coding region: 169-1719 (516 amino acids)
Biological process (GO): regulation of transcription by RNA polymerase II; SMAD protein signal transduction; anatomical structure morphogenesis
Cellular component (GO): heteromeric SMAD protein complex
Molecular function (GO): RNA polymerase II cis-regulatory region sequence-specific DNA binding; DNA-binding transcription factor activity, RNA polymerase II-specific; I-SMAD binding
Source: RefSeq, a predicted model, not a curated record